CCCGUCCUCUUUUCUUUGCUUGCAAAGUGGAUGAAACUAUUUGCCUCUGCAUUGACUACCACGGCCUCAACCGUUACACGGUUAAGAACAAUUAUCCCAUGCUUAGCGCGGAUAAGUUGUUUGACCGUUUGGCAAGCAACGACUUCUUCACAAAGAUCGGUCUUCGUAGUGGCUACCACCAGAUCCACGUAGCCACAGAGGACCAGCCGAAGACCGCCUUCCGGUCGCGCUUCGGCCACUACGAGCUCACGGUGAUGUCAUUCGGCUGCACCAAUACAGCCGCCACCUUCCAGACGACGAUGAACAACAUCUUCAGGGACAUUCUUGAAGAAUGCGUUCUCGUAUACCUGGAUGGCAUCCUGGUUUACAAUCGUACCUUAGAAGACCAACUCAGACACCUCCGCAAUUUCCUACAGCGCGUACGCAAGCAUGACUUCUAUGCCAAGCUUAACGGGGGUGCCACCUUUUUCCGUAAUAUUGAUACUUCUGCUGCUGACGUUGACGGCGACUUUGGCGAUGAGGCUACCGACGACGUCUUUGGUCAUGGGAGCAAUGGAGUAGUCCUCGCUAGUGCUCACAACGACCUUUCUGUUUACGUCAGCACUCAUGAUGAUGUUGAUGCUGAUGAUACUACUGCAGCUGCUGCUGAUGAUGCUGCGGCUGCUGCUGCUGUGGAUGAUGAAGAUAUUGGCGGCCUUAUCGCUGACGUGGCUGGUGCCGAUGAUGAUGAUCUUGAUGCUGCUGCUGAUGCUCCUGAUGAUGCCGCUGUUGAUAACGAUGACGCUGAUGAUGAUGAUACUCAUGCUACUGAUGAUGUAGCGGACCCACCGGGUGUGGUGCUCCACCUGGGCCGAGAUGGAGAUGGAGGAAGAAGGGGGGAGCGAGAUGGCACAACGCAGCUCCCCACGCAAGACUCCAACGCACGUACUCCAAAAUGUGCAAGUGAANAUGGAGGAAGAAGGGGGGAGCGAGAUGGCACAACGCAGCUCCCCACGCAAGACUCCAACGCACGUACUCCAAAAUGUGCAAGUGAAGAAUGAGGAUGAAACAGACAACUGUUGGGGUAUACCCCAGCCGACUGAC
Chara braunii is the source of this 1083-nucleotide messenger RNA. The record is from the annotation of a GenBank genome assembly. Lineage: Eukaryota; Viridiplantae; Streptophyta; Charophyceae; Charales; Characeae.